Molecule: messenger RNA, 1926 nt
Organism: Plutella xylostella (diamondback moth)
Lineage: Eukaryota; Metazoa; Arthropoda; Insecta; Lepidoptera; Plutellidae
Product: SET and MYND domain containing, arthropod-specific, member 2
Molecular function (GO): protein binding
Source: RefSeq, a predicted model, not a curated record
ACAGCCGCCAAGACGACCAGCGGACUGUGUGUGCGUAGUGAUAAUUAUACAUUUAUCGGCUCGAGACGAGUAUUGUGACAGAAACGAGCCGAGACAGCCGUGUUUUGUGAACUAUUGUUAAGUGUGAUGCUAGGAGAUGGAUUACCAGAAACGUGAGAUCCCCACCUGUGAGGUUUGCCAGAAACCUGCAAACCAAACCUGCGGAGGGUGCAAGCUCGUCUUCUACUGCUCCAGAGCUCACCAGAAGUUGGGAUGGAGGGAAGGACACAAACUCAGAUGCUGCGCCUUCAAAGUACAAUUCUCCGACACUGUAGGCAGACACAUGGUGGCCACAAGAGACAUCAAGCAAGGUGAAAUGAUCUUGAAGGAGAAGCCCGCAGCCAUAGGACCAAAAAUGGCCAGCCCCGUCCAAUGCUUGGCGUGCUACAAAAAGUUGGAACCAAUCAAAAUGGAAGAUAACAAAACCUACGAUUUUUACAAGUGCUCGUCGUGUCAUUGGCCCAUGUGUGGACCAAAGUGUGAGAAAGCUGAAGUGCAUAAAGCCGAAUGUAAGAUUAUGACUGACAGGCAGUUCAAGUGUACUAUUAAGUAUGAACAACCCGACAAAAUUGAGUCUGCGUACUGUGUGAUUGCACCGCUAAGGGUCCUUUUAAUGAAAGAAAGUAAUCCUCUGCAAUAUGAAAACGUGUUGAGUUUGGAGUCCCAUUUAGACGAACGUGUGAACACACCUCUAUACACAGUGCUGAAAGCUAAUCUAGUGACUUUUAUCAUCCAAGUCCUCGGAUUGCACAUUGACGAAGAAACAAUAUUGAAGGUGGCCUCAAUAUUUGACACCAACUCUUUCGAAGUUCGUACUCCCGACGGCUCUAAAAGGAUGCGUGGUAUUUAUGUGACAGCAGCCAUGAUGAACCACAGCUGUACGCCAAAUACCCGACAUGUAUUCUUGGGUGAUGAAUAUAAUUUUGCCCUCAUUGCAACGAUGCCAAUAGCUAAGGGUGAGCUCAUUACUGCUACAUACACACAAAGUUUGUGGGGCACAUUAGACAGAAGAAGACACUUGCAAACUACUAAAUGCUUUUACUGUGAAUGCGCCAGAUGUAAGGAUCCAACUGAAUUCGACACCCAUUUAGGAAACAUCUAUUGCUCUAUGUGUAACGGCCCUUCUGGUUUAAACAAAGGAGCAAUGUUGAUGUCGACGAAUCCACUAGAUGAAGGAGCCGUAUGGAAAUGUGAAAAAUGUGAUCACACUAUUUUGAGUAAGCAGAUGUUCUGGGGCAAUAACGCCUUGAAAGGAGAUUUGAAUAAAAUAAACAAACUGAACCCACGUGGGUUCGAAGAGUUUAUUACUAAAUAUAGCCAGACGUUACAUCCGACGAAUCACUUGGUCUUACAAGCUAAACUGUCCUUGAUCCAGAUUUAUGGGAAUCAAAAAGGCUACACCUUAUCAGAAUUACCAGACCACCUCUUGAAGAGGAAAAUUGAUCUUUGUCAUGAACUUUUGGAAAUAUCUGACAAGAUCGAGCCUGGUUGGACUCGAUUGAGGGGCACUCUCCUUCUAGACUUGCAGUCAGCUAUGACUGUUGAGACUAAGAGAGAAUAUGAAGCUGAAAAGAUUACUAAAGCUGCAGCACAGGAUCAACUGAUGGAGAGUAUGACAUUGCUGCAAGAAGCCACAAAUAUUUUGAGAGUGGAGCCUUACAUGAGGGAGACUUUAGAGGCGAAAAUCCGUGAACUAGCGAGUCAACUUGAAGAUAAAAUGGAAGAGAAAAACGGAUCAGAGCUCUCUGUUGAUUAGAUUAUUUUUAAUAUAAAUCUAUUAAAAAAAAUCAUAAAGACAAACUGUGUGUUAGACUGAAUUACUAAUGCAAUGUUAAUAUUUAUUGACAUGAAAUUCCCUUUUUUCUAAUAAACUUUUUUAAAACUUCA